Molecule: messenger RNA, 1252 nt
Organism: Anopheles merus
Lineage: Eukaryota; Metazoa; Arthropoda; Insecta; Diptera; Culicidae
Product: cell wall protein TIR3-like
Exons: 2
Coding region: 1-798 (265 amino acids)
Source: RefSeq, a predicted model, not a curated record
AUGGUGCGGUGCGUGCUGCUGUUUGCCGUGCUCGUUGCAUUGGCCUUACCCUUGAUGUCGUCGGUCCGGGCCAUCUGUACCGCGUCGGUAUCGGCCGACCGGGUCGCGGCUUGUGCCUUCAAUCCGCUGCUGCUGCUGGUGGAACGUUCCGGCUGGGUACUGUCGAGGCAGAACUGUGGCGAAACGAUCGGCCCGGAGGCGUUCACCGUACCGCCCGUCCUGUACUACGACUACACGGAACCGGACCAUCUCUACACGGUUGUGUUUGUGGCGACGGAAAGUGGACAUCCCGAUCCGUUCGACGGCGGUGAGCCGCGGUUCUAUCUGCAGUGGCUGGUGGUGAAUGUUCCUACAUUCGUUGCAGAUGCACUAACCAUUCAGGAGCUGCGGGCCCAAAUAGCCCAACAGCGCAUUCAGCAACGGUACGGCGUAACAGUGGCGACCACUAGCGCAGCAACUACUAGUGCAGCAACUACCAGCGCAGCAACUACCAGCGCAGCAACUACUAGUGAGGCUACUACUACUACUGCUGCAUCUACGACACAAGCAUCCGACAGCUCCAACACAACGACCACUGCCGAAGCAACGACUACCACCGAGGCCCAAACGACUUCCAGCUCGGACAACUCGACGACGACGGAAGCAGCGGCUACCACUACCGCGGCUUCCGAAACCACGGCCGACGCAUCAAGCACCGGCACGACGAGUGUUGAGGCCGGACUACGAGCCCAAUACCGUGAUCAAGUACGGCAGCAAGCGAUCGAACGUGCCUUAGCCAGAGCUGCCGCGUUCGGUUAGGCGCUUUCAGCCGACCACAACACUGAAUUAAAAACGUAACAUUUAAAGCCCCCCUAAAAAUACAGAAGCUCAUAACCGAAACCGAAAGUACGUAAUCUAAUCUAAAUAAAACUCAGCAGGAAUUCUUACGGACGCUGCGGAAACGGUGCAGACGCACGGUCGUAAUCGUUCAGCGCGGACGGUGAAAAUGUGAAAUCGAAAUACCGACCGGAAAGGACACUUGCUGAACAGGGUAGCCACGGUCGAGAUUGGUUUUGCCGCAAUCUCAGAACAUACAGAAUUGGUUGCAAUCUCUCCUCUUCCACCCAGCGCCUUCUUCCACCCUCAGACCCUCCAUAUCCCGCGCAGAUGAAAAGUGCCCUCGUCCCCGGAGCGUGCUACAUUCGUACUCUGCCCCGAAAGCAAGAUGAUAGCCCGCAAUAAAACACGAUGAAGUGAAUUUUAAUGAAUAUUA